UAAUAAUAAUAAUAAUAAUAAUAAUAAUAAUAGCAAUCUUGAAUGCAUUCAUUUGAGAAGAAGGCAAUUCUAUUACUGUAACUGUUCAUCUACCCUAUUCUAUGGUGAAUACAACUUUCUACAUUUCAUGUAAGAAAAAAAUAAACAGUACACAGUGUAUACAGUUUUGAAGGCAGAAAAAAUGUUAUUGAAAUAAAUAGUUCCCAGAAGAAUUUGAUAAAAAAAAGAAAAAAAAAAUAAUUAAGAAUAACAAUUGGAUCAUUUAGACAGAGAUCAAUUUUAUUGAAUUACAGUUCAUUUAUAUAUUACAUAACACAUCCUUCUUAUUCAUCUUCUUAUUAUUGGUACUUCUUAUUACUCAUUAUUUCAUUACGUAAUAGCGAUAUUAUUUUAACUUUAACAGUUCAUAAUCAAAAAGUAAAUCAUGUUGAAUGAAUUUGGCAAAUAGUCUAAUUCGUCAAUACCAUUUCGAAAUUUUCUCUUAAUUAAAAGAACUUGUGAACAAUGCCAGAACAGCCAACAGAUUAUCGUGUAGCUGUAUAUGGUUCAGGAGGAGUUGGUAAAACAUCACUUGUACUUCGAUUUGUACGUGGAACAUUCCGUGAGACAUAUAUUCCAACCAUAGAAGAUACAUAUAGACAGGUAAUCAGCUGUAAUCGGCAAGUAUGCACAUUACAAAUUACUGAUACUACUGGCAGUCAUCAAUUUCCAGCUAUGCAACGAUUGAGUAUUAAUAAAGCACAUGCAUUCAUCCUUGUAUAUUCCAUAACUAACAAAGCUUCAUUUGAUGAAUUACAACCAUUGUAUACUGAAUUAGCAUUAAUUAAAAUGGAUGAAUUACCAAAAAUACCAAUUAUGCUUGUUGGUAAUAAAAUCGAUGAAAAUGAUAAUCGAGAAGUUAGUCCAGCACAUGGUAAAGCAUUAGCACAAAAAUGGAAAUGUGGUUUUAUGGAAACAUCAGCUAAAUCAAAUUUAAAUGUGAAAGAAGUUUUUCAAGAAUUAUUAAAAAUGGAAACACGACGUAAUAUGACAUUAGUAGGUGAAAUAAAAUCACAUUCACGUUUUGUAUCAUUUUUUAAACGUCGUUCAAAUGAUACACAUACUAAUAAUACAAUUGGUGUUGUAAACACUGGUAUUAAUAAUACUAAUGGUACAAAUUUUAAUAAUUCUACAUCAAUUGUUGAUGCAUUAGAUAUGCCUAGACAAAUAAAUACAAUACAAGAACAAUCUAUUGCUAGUACAUCAAAAGUUACUAAAACUUCAUCAAAAUUAAAACGAUUUUUAAGCAUUAAAACUUAUUCUGAAUCAAUGGGAACAAUGAAAAAAGAUAAGAAUGAUGAUAUUGCAUAAACUUCAUUAUUUGUAUCGAAUCAUAAUGAUGCCUAUUCUGUAAAAAAAUAAUUAUUUUCUACGCUUAAAGUUAUAGAUUAUUUAUUCAUUUAUAAAAAUAAAACUACUUUAAAAGAA
Schistosoma curassoni is the source of this 1467-nucleotide messenger RNA. The record is from the annotation of a GenBank genome assembly. NCBI's taxonomy places the organism in Eukaryota, Metazoa, Platyhelminthes, Trematoda, Strigeidida, Schistosomatidae.